AUGCCAGUGCUUCAUCGUCUGAUCGUUCAUCCCGACCUCCAGCGACAGGGCAUCGGACAGAAGUUGCUCGACUGGGGCAUCGAAAAGGCCGACCAAGAAAGCCUUGUUGCGUUUCUGUUUGCCCGACCUGCUGGUUCAAGGCUAUAUGAGCGGAACGGAUGGAAGACCAUUGCAGUGUUAGAUGUCGAGAUCCCAGACCCAGACAUCAAAAUGGCCCCAGGUCUGGCAAUGCUGCGGCUGCCGAGAUCGAAGCAGAGCUGA
Messenger RNA from Capronia coronata CBS 617.96, 261 nucleotides. RefSeq lists its product as uncharacterized. Bases 1 to 261 code for a protein of 86 amino acids. The record is from RefSeq and is a predicted model, not a curated record. The transcript has a single exon. Lineage: Eukaryota; Fungi; Ascomycota; Eurotiomycetes; Chaetothyriales; Herpotrichiellaceae. Gene Ontology annotation, molecular function: acyltransferase activity, transferring groups other than amino-acyl groups.